This is a messenger RNA of Nymphaea colorata (pocket water lily), 2029 nucleotides long. RefSeq names its product F-box only protein 6. Gene Ontology annotation, molecular function: protein binding. Bases 281 to 1621 code for a protein of 446 amino acids. The transcript is spliced from 2 exons. The record is from RefSeq and is a predicted model, not a curated record. Lineage: Eukaryota; Viridiplantae; Streptophyta; Magnoliopsida; Nymphaeales; Nymphaeaceae.
CUUCCCGGAGCGACUAAGGACAAAGAAGAGAAGAUGGUGCCCCAGUAAUUGAUCCCAACUACAAGGCCUGAUAAGCUUCCCCUCUGUACGCAACCAUUAUUACUUCUCUUCUCUUCCUUCCUUUUGGCCGAGAUAGUCAAGAGCGAGGAACGGACGAAAAAAGAAGAUGAGAAAAGUGCCGAGUUAAAGGAAGCAGAGAUGGCGCAGGAAGCGAGCAGGUUCCAGGACGAGCAGGCUGAGAAGUAAGAAGAAGAAGACAGGGACGGAGGAUAGUGGGAGAAUGGAGAGCCUGGCCAUGCUCAGGCAACUAACCUCCCAUAUCCACCUUCAUGUCCUCUGGGAGAUCUACGACGCUGAUUCUGCAGCGCGUUCUUCUUCUUCCUCUGCUCGCCUCAAUCCCGAAAGAUGGUGCUUUAUUAGCUUAGAUAGUGGUUCAAACAGUGAAGGUCACUAUAAAAUGAUAAAAGGAGUGAAGUCGGAGGUAAUGAAGCCCGGUGAAGCAAAGGGCCCACCGUCCAAGAAAGCACGAAGAGACAAGAACCAUGAGAUUGUUAUGGACGAGAACAUCUGGAAAGAAUUUCCAGAGGAUUUGUUUGAAGUUGUUAUUGCAAGGUUGCCUGUUGCCACCUUUUUCCGGUUCCGUUCUGUCUGCCGCAAGUGGAACUCCUUACUCUCAUCGCAUAGUUUCUCACAGCAGUGUGCUCAAGUCCAGCAACCUUGUCCUUGGUUUUACACCAUAACCCACGAGAACACUAACAGUGGAGCUAUGUACAACCCUUUGCUAAAGAAAUGGCAUCACCCUCUCAUGCCUGCCUUCCCCGCAAAAGGAAUUGUUCUUCCAGUGACCUCAGCUGGUGGCCUGGUUUGCUUUCUUGAUAUUGGUCACAGAAACUUCUUUGUCUGCAAUCCACUAACACAGUCUUUCAAGGCUUUGCCUUCAAGGUCUGUUCGUGAUUGGUCGCGUCUUGCAGUUGGCAUGACUCUGACUGCAGAAUCUACUGAAAGUGGAUACAAGAUCAUGUGGCUAGAAGCAAACGGAGAUUAUGAAGUCUAUGACUCUGUUAGUAACAGUUGGACACGUCCAGGAAGUUUGCCUUCUUGUGUCAAGCUUCCUCUUGAUUUGAACUUCCGCUCUCAGACUGUUUCUGUUGGCAGAGUUCUCUAUUUCAUGCGUUCCAGUCCAGAUGGCCUUGUCACCUACAACAUGGAGAGCCAUGUGUGGCGGCAAUUUAGCAUUCCACUUCCACCGCACUCAAAUGACCAUACGCUGGCAGAAUGCAGCAGUCGUAUCAUGCUUGUUGGCUUGUUGACUAAGAAUGCAGCAACGUGUGUGUGCAUAUGGGAGCUUCAGAAGAUGACCCUUUUGUGGAAGGAGGUUGACAGAAUGCCAAAUAUGAUGUGCUUAGAGUUUUAUGGCAAGCAGGUGCGUAUGACGAGCUUGGGUAACAAGGACCUUCUUUUGCUGUCAUUGCGCUCUAAGCAGAUGAAUCGCCUGGUUCUCUAUGACAUCUCAAACAAAAAGUGGACGAAAGUGCCAGGAUGCAUGCUUCCUCGAGGUCGGAAGAGGCAGUGGAUAGCUUGCGGUACGUCUUUUGUGCCAUGUAGAACUGCUGCUGCUUGAUCUGCGUUGACGUCGUUGUAUUGAGAUUCUGAUAUAUAGGUAACCUUUUAGAGAUAUAAGCUUGUUCCGACAACAGAUUUGAUGGUGGUGGAGGUGGUAAUGGUGGGGUUGAUGCUGACGGUAAAAAAUUGUACUUCAGAUGUGAAAAAUCCUCAAUCCUGUGGAAUACAACACAAAUUUAAAAGCUAACGUCUUUACCUUGAAGAAGUAAAAAUGAUGUAUUCUUGGUCUCCGGUGUUUGUUCUCAAUUUUGCUGAUAAUACUUUUUCGGCAUUAGCGCUACGAUAUGACGUCACAUAGAGAAUUCGGCCUGCCAUUGUAUGCCUAUAUUCGUUUGAUUUCUUAUGCAAAAAAAAAAAGCAUAAUACUUUUGAUUGAAAUAGAUAUAAUAUUGGACCUUUUGCUUCA